Messenger RNA from Metarhizium album ARSEF 1941, 2715 nucleotides. RefSeq lists its product as uncharacterized. The transcript has 4 exons. The coding region runs from base 1 to 2715 and encodes 904 amino acids. Lineage: Eukaryota; Fungi; Ascomycota; Sordariomycetes; Hypocreales; Clavicipitaceae. The record is from RefSeq and is a predicted model, not a curated record.
AUGGCGUACAGCCACGUGCCGUUCGACUCCCUCCAGGACGACAAGGAAUUCGCCCUCUCGCCUCUGCAGGCGCCCGGCGCGUCAGCCUGGACCGACAGGCUCAAUCCCAGCGGAUACGAACACUUGGAGCUCGACGACGGAGGCGGCAUCUCGGUCCGCGCGGGUGCGAACCGCCGGUCCUCGCCGAACAGCUCGGUCAACAGCCUGAGGAUUUUCCCGGGCCAAGAAGCUCGCGUCGUCAGUGUUCACAGGGUGUCUCCUGCGGAAAAGUCGCCCGAAAUAAGUGCUGCGGAGGCGGAAGCGGAAGCGGCGUCACCGGUUUCCAACAGACACCUGCUCGAUUCGCCAGCCGGCUCAAAUGGCAUGUCACCGACGUCGUCGUCAGCUUGGACGGGCCCAAAGACGACGAGUAUAUUCGAGAGACUCAUGCCACGCAAGGGAACCGAAGAGACGGCGUCGCUCAGAGAGAACGCAGGGCCGUUCUCCUACUCCCCGGCGCCGAAUACGCCCAUGGGCGUGCCCAUCAACAACCGCAACAGUCCGUCGUCAGAUGCCGAGCCGGGCAGGGACGACUCGGACACGGACGCUUGGAAAAAGAGAUACAGCGCACCACCGAGCUACUGCAAGGCCAGACAAGGCAUCUGGACCGGCAAAAAGGACGGCAUCAUGAUGGCCCUCGCCGUGUAUCCCCUGGUGGUGGGCAGCUUCCUGCUCGCCGUGGCCAUCUGGCAGCCUGCCCUGCCCUUCGUCGGUCCGAUGGACCAGAUCGAGGCGUCGACGGCGGUGAGCGUGGUCUCGUUUGUUGCGAAAUCCGUAGAGGUCAGCUUUGCCGGCGCGUUUCUGUUCUGCCUCGGCCAGGCGCUGAGCCUGCGAUCCAUUUCGCGCAUGACGAUGGGCGUCACGCUGUCGGAGAUGAACAUGAGGAACUGGCUGUACUCGCCGGGCAUGAUCAUCAGCCAUUACAAGUCGUCGUGGUUCUCGGUGCGGUCUCUGCUCGGGGCGACGACGCUUUUCGCCUCGCUCGGCGUGUUUCUCUACACGACUGCCAUUGGCACCAUGGUUGCUCCCAAGCUGAAGCAGAUGCCCGUCCAGCACAGAAUGCUGGACGGCGAGUUUUGGACUUCCUACGGAAACGUGUACUACGGGAAGCAGAAGUGCCCCGUCCUGUUCGGCAAGGGAAACGAGGACGACGCCUGGGGCUGCACGAGCGUCGAGUUCUGCGGCUCGUCGUACACCGACCUGCUCGCCUUCAUGCAGAGGUGGGAGAAGACGCAGAAGGGGCGCGCCUCAAAGUCGUUUGACCAGCGGUCGAGGCCCAACGUCACAAGCCUGCUCGACGGGAACAAGAGCAUGCUCGCGUCGUGGAUCGAGACCCGGAGCACGCAGCGCAACGUCACGGCCAUGUACGAGAGGCACGGACGCAUCAUCGACAACGUCACCAUGGCGCUGCCGCACCCGGGCGUCUACAAAGCCGUCGGGCUGCCGAGCAACAACAUGCCGCACGUGCGGGAAAACUCGUUCGCGCAGGUCGUCGUCAACGCGAGAGUCGUGUCGCCCAGCCUCAACGUCAUGUGCGUCAACAUGAAGAAGGAGGAGCUGAGGCCUCUGGUCUACACGUCCUGGCCGUACAGCAAGAACGUCAAGUCCCGGGCGCCGGGGCUCAUGGUCCCCGCGGACGGCUGGGCUCUCCGUUCCCCCCCUUGGGGCGAGGACGGGAAAGAAGGCAGCGUCCCGAACAAGACGGUGGUCGACGACAUAUUUCGAUGGGGGCCGAAGUACGGGAGGACGCCACCCAUGAUCGCGGCGUAUCCGCCUCCGCUCAACGUCGUGUCGAACCUGACCAUCCGCGGCGCCGAUGCCGUCUACAUCCUUGCCAAGCACCCGGACAUAGCGGACUACACUCUCUGCGAGGCCAGGUCGUGGUUGUCGACGCUGUGCUCGACCGAGGCCGUCAUCUCCGGCGCCUCCACCUCGUAUCUGCGUUCGGUUUGUGAAGGCGACGCGAACACCUUUGCCUACAGCGGCGUCUCUCCGGGAUCCGACGUCAUCGCCAGCAACUGGUCCACGUCCAUGGACAUGAACGGCGGGCUUCACGUCAGCAACGCCUCCAACGGCCGGAUCCUCUCGCAACUCAUCCUGAGAGAGCCCACGCUGAGCCCCUACCUCCCCAGCAUCGCCGAAGCCCUGUCCGCGUACAUGGCCUCGACGCUCGUCAUGGCAUCCAUCGACUCGCCGUUCCAGCGCGGCUGGGACUAUCCAAACAAGAUGCUCGACGAGCCGGGCACGCAGCAGUUCUUCGCCCAGAUCCUGACGACGCAGUAUGCCGCGGGCCACACCGAGGAGUGGCAGAAGGUCUGGUACUGCGUCCUCUUCAUCGUGCCGGCGCUGAGCCUCUUCUGCGUCUUGUACAUGUGGUACAACGGCGGCGUCGUCACCGACUUUACCGAGCCGAAGACGCUCUUUGCCCUGGCCCUCAACAGCCCUCCCAGCGUCCAGAUCCACGGGAGCUGCGGGAGCGGCCCGACGGGCAGGGACCUCGUCGUCCCCUGGAGGGUGUCGUACGAGCCCGAACUGAAGCACUUCUACUUCGAGGAGGCCAACAACAGGCCGUGGAGAGGGAGGUACUCCCGCCAGGCGUUCCAGGUUCCUGGCCCCGGUGGGGACGCCAUCGGGGCCAGCUACAACGCGCUCAGCGCGAGCAGAUUGAGGUUGUGA